This is a messenger RNA of Podarcis lilfordi (Lilford's wall lizard), 9596 nucleotides long. The record is from the annotation of a GenBank genome assembly. Lineage: Eukaryota; Metazoa; Chordata; Lepidosauria; Squamata; Lacertidae.
GCGGAAGGGAUUUCUAGAUUCUCUAGACUAUCACACUGGCCAAGACACAGAGCAUCAUGAAGUGGUUGAUCCUGGUACUGGUCUGUCUCCACCUGUCGGAGGGGCUGGAGAGGUGAGUGUCUCAAUUAGGGUCUCAUUCAGACUUUCUGUUGCACUGUGUUUUCCAGGCACAGGUAUGCACUUUAAAGCUCCAGGCCUGAGCAGUUUUUUUGUCCCUGCGCUUCCCCCAAGAAAACCUGUGUUUUAUCAUUGAAUUGAAGCAAAUGGAUAUCCACAGAAGACCUAAUUGCCAUUUGCUCCAAUUCAGCUGCAAAACUUGGGUUUUCCCAGGGAAAGUGCAGGGACCCAAAAGCUUGGAGACAGAGCUUUAAAUCCCAGACCUGUGACACAAAAGGCCCUGUAGUAAUGAGUAAUGAUGGAAAUAUUACUGGAAGCUAAAUCAGGUCACACAUUUUCAGCCAAUGACUAUGUUCUUAUCUUUCCAUAGAAAAGUUAAACCCUAGUUUUUCAGGCUUCAAGACUUAUUCUUUCUGCCUUGUGCACUUCCUUGCUUUUAUUUAUUUAAUAAAAUUUAAUAUGAUGAAUAAAAUAAAGGAUAAAGUGGCACGAUGGACUGUUAGCAGUUCCCAGUACCAAAAUAGAGGAGGAAGCUGAUGAAGAAAGAGGGCAUAGGAGAGGUACAGAAGGACCAGCACUGUUGCUUUGGGCAUCCUGAGAAGUCGUCUGCAUGUCUUGUGUCUUAUGCAGAGUCAUUCUGAAGAAAGGGAAAUCCAUUCGGGAGAACAUGAAGGAGAAAGGAGUGCUGGAGGAAUUUCUGAAGAAAAACUAUGUUGAUCCUGCAUCAAAAUACCACUUGAAUGAAUACAACAUUGCUUAUGAACCAAUAACCAACUACUUGAAUGUGAGUAUUAAAAUAAUAAAAUAUGCAUCUUCCUCUCUUCUUCUGCCCAUCUUGCCUUUUCACUUUUCAGUCUGUCAAAGGUUAUAUGGCCUCAUGAAAGCAGCAUAAUUGCUCCUGUCAAGACCAUUUUCACACCACUGUCUCUGUCCAUGAUGAAUUUGGGGUUGAACAGUGAAAGUGCUUCUCCACUUUUGGAAUGAGGGAAUAAGUGAGCUUGCCCACUUUGUCACCUAGCUGGAGGGUUAGAGGUAACAGAGUAUACAACAGCAGUGUAAUUCUAAUCAUGUCACUUGCUAGGGUAGUGUAAUGGUUAGAGAGUUGGACUAGGACCCGGGAGAUCAGGGUUCAAAUCCCCACUCAGUCAUGAAGCUUACUAUAUGACAUUGGGACAAUUGUUUUAUUUUUAUUAUGGUGAAUGAUGUAUGCUGCCUGAAACCCUCUGUCCACUUACCUGAGAGUAAGUUUCAUCAAACACUUUCCUUAAGUGAACAGGAAAACAAGCUGCAGAGUGGUUAUCUUUCUAUGACAACCAUUCGGUAGCUGGUGGUUUUCCUUUUUACUAUUUUACAAGCUUGAGAGAGAGCCACUGAACAAAAAUCUAAGCCUGCAUACACCACUGAUGAGAUUUAACUUAGGUGCGGUUCCAAAAUCAGCCCUAUGCAGUGAGCAAGCAUAGAACUGAAAGCUCCAAGGCACCCCACCAGGUCUAGAUUUCACCAGCCUCUACUGUCUACAAGAUACACUAAGGGGGAAUUACUGGGGUGAAAACAGCAAUGGCUGGGUGUGCAUAUCCCUUACCUGAAUCUGACAAUGUUGUGGUGGUCGGCAUCUGUCUGUCUCGAGACACAGUGGGGUGUGCCAAUAGGGAUGAAGUCAAACCAACAAUGGGGCUUGUAAUUACAGAAGAUAAUUAAAUGAUGACAUUUUGAUUCUGUGUUCUUGCACACAGCUUGCCACCAACCCACUGUAUGAUCUUGGACAGUACUAUUGCUUACCUCCCAUUAUGGGCUAGGAUGCAUUUUGAAAAUGAUCUGAGCUGCCAUUUCUGAGUGAGAACAAUAGUAGAAAUGAAGGGGAAAUAUUGAAGCUCAGUAUUUUAAAAUGUGACAAAAUCUUUCUUCUUACCAAAAUUUUCUCCUUGGACAGUCCUUCUACUUUGGACAGAUCAGCAUUGGGACUCCACCACAGGACUUCCUUGUUGUGAUGGAUACUGGCUCCUCCAACCUCUGGGUACCAUCUGUGUACUGUAGUACAGCAGCCUGUGGUGAGUACUAACAUUCAGCUGCAGAGAAAUUUGUUUCUAUGAACUUAUUAGCCAAUUUGGCUUGUUUUCUUUUUUAAAAAGCCAAACUUAUCUCUUGUACUAUUUUUAACGGGAAUGGAAAAACUGUAUAUUAUAGUGAUAUUUUAGAAACGGCUGAUCCUUCUUUUUCCUCCUUCAGUUCAAAAUCUUUAUAACUCUCAGCACUGACAUUCUGACAUAAAAUAACAAUAGAAUGUGCCAAUGUAUUAAAGAACAUGACUCAGUUAGGAAGUGUUCAUGAUAUUGUGCUUUUUGUUUUGUUUUGCUUUACUCUAGAAAACCACAAUAGAUUUAACCCCAGUGCAUCUUCUACAUACUACAACAAUGGACAGACCUAUACUCUCUACUAUGGGAGUGGUGACCUGACCGUCAUGCUAGGCUAUGAUACUGUGCAGGUAAGUGACCAUUGCAUCACACAUUCAUCCACCUUAAACUUUGUGGCAUUCUAGGAAUCAUCAAACAUUGGUCAAUCAAAGAAAAAGCAGUCUGUUCGGAAUCCAGCAUUGCAACCAGAAUUUACUUCACAAGCUAAGAAAGAAGGGGACCAACCAAAGCUUAAGAUGGAAGCUUGUGGCCCAGAUAUUGCUGGCUGUAUGCCACUACUGCAAUAGGCAGAAAUGAGGGUUUGCUUGGUUGUUUUGCACACCACUUUCUACAUAUUGGGUACUUUGCUGUGGUGGACAAGUAGUUUGAUCCUGAUGACCGCUGAAGCUGUUUUAACAUCUGAGGCAGAAAACUCAAAAGGUCAUUUUAUGAUCCCACCCUUUUUAUUCAUUCCUUUACAAAUUAACCAGGUCUAGUGUAAGGAGAACUUCAUAAACUUUCCCAGUGAGGCAUUGGAAAUUAUGUUUGUUUAGCCCACAGUCUCAUCGCCUCUUUGUUUUUCAUUAUUCCUAAAAAUGGCAUGUGUUACCUAUUCUUACUAUUGAUAAUUUGAUUUAUUCAAGCUCAAAAUCAUUGCUGUGCCUCCGAUUGUGGAUGAAACCCAUUGUCCCUUCUGUUCCUCCCAGGUCCAGAAUAUUGUCAUUCAAAACCAGGAGUUUGGCCUCAGUGAGAAUGAACCUGCCACUCCCUUCUACUAUGCCAAUUUUGAUGGGAUUUUGGGCAUGGCUUAUCCUGCCUUAGCUGUAGGGGGGUCAUACACAGCCAUGCAGUCGAUGAUGAGGCAGGGGCAGCUCUCUGAACCCAUCUUCAGCUUCUAUUUCUCACGGUGAGAUGCAAAAAUCUGUAAGUUUGUCAGGAGGCAUUCAAAAGAUCGAUCUCAUAGAUGUUAAUCUAGAAUAACUAAAUUACAACUCCCUGUAGUAUUCUUACUGCUCCUUAAAACCAUGAAUAUCAUUCAGAGUUGAGAUGGAUAUCCCAGCCAUUUAAAAAUAUGUCAUUUGGGGAGGGUUGCAACACAUGCUAAGGUUUAAUUUCCUCACAUAGGAACAUAGGAAGCUGUCUUAUACUGAGUCUGGCCUUUACUCCAUCUGACGGUAGCUAGCCGGGAUUUCAGACAGCGAGUCUUUCACAGCCCUACCUGAAGAUGCUGGCUAUUGAACUUGUGACCUUCUUUCCACAAAGCAGAUGCUCUGUUAGUGAGUUAUGGCCCUUCACCAUUAGCAGAUCUUUCCUCAAAGACAGAUGCUCUACCAAUAAGAUGUAGCCUUUCUGCCUACAAUGUUAUGCAUACGAUCCCCAAAUGACAAUCAAGUCCCCUAUUUGCCCUGAUACACUUUAGCCAUCCUUUUGGCUUAGAAAAUGGAGUGGUGAAAGGAUGGGUUUUCUCCCUCCUUUGAAUGUAUGCUUAUCAAUCAAGAGAGAAUCUGAUCUUGGGAGGGGUGAGGGGAACCUUGUGGUCAUUCAGGAUUUGUCAAACUGAAGUAGUCUGUGCCCAAUUGUUUGAUCCCCUGCUCCCUGCUUUUAUGUAUGCAAAUAUAGACCUUCAAGACAUUCAUAAAGCUAGCCUUGACUGGUUUUGUCCAUUUCCCCACUCAACAGCCAACCAACUGUUCAGUAUGGAGGUGAAUUGAUCUUAGGAGGUGUUGACACUCAACUGUACUCAGGAGAAAUUGCCUGGGCACCCGUCACUCGUGAGCUUUACUGGCAGAUUGGUAUUGAGGAGUAAGUGAUAUUCAUAAUUCUCAUUUCAUCUAUAGCUAAUCAUGGUUUUUUGCUUUGAUUUCCCAUUGCCAUGCCUCUAUCCUGAUGAUAACAAAAGGUCUCCAGCCUCUUUGAAUGUGCAGCAUUUCUACAGAGGGGAAUAAUCUUAUUCUUGUUUGCUACUUUAAAGUGUGCGUGUGUGUGUGUGUGUGUGUGUGUGUGUGUGUCUGCAUGCUAGUACGGCAAGAGGUGGGUGUAUUUGUGUGCUCCAGCACUGGAAAUGAACCUUCAAAAACCAGGAGGGUAGUGAUCCAUUCAAAGCUAGGCACUUUAAAGUUCUAUUAGUUUCAAUGGGAGAGUUAUGCAAAACAAAGAAAAUAGUUCUAAGAAGGAGCAAUAGAUAACAAAACGGUGUUCACUGCUGCAAGGAUGAGGAUAUCCUUGCUGAAGUGUAGUAGUUUGUUUUUUUAGCAAACAAAUGCUGCCUGAAAGCUGCUGACAGGUGUGCUUGAGAAGCUCUCUGUUUCUAAAAGACUGCCAAAUGAAGGCAGCAUGGGAAAAUGAGAUGAGUCACUCAUCACCUGUCACCAGGGAAUAGUGAGAUUCGCACCACAAUAUUUUGUGCAGCACUUUCAGUCAUAAUGGAUGGACCAGCUAAUAGAAGGAAACAAACCAUGCUCUUCCCAGCACCUUGAAUGCUGCAAAAAUACAGGAUUCCAGCAACUUAGGUUGGCAAUCCUAUGAUGCUGCUUUACACUAAGGCAGCUUCUUUGGUCCAUUUUGUCUAGCGUUGCCUAAAUCUGCCUUUGCCAGCCUGAUGCUCUCCAGAUGCUUUGGUCUACAACUUCCAUCAGCCACAGUGGCUGGGGCAAAUAAGACUCAUAGCCCAAUACAUCUGAAGAGCACCAGGUUAGCAAAGGCUGUUCUGCAUGGAUUAGUAGCAGCUCUCCAGCAUCUCAGAGGUCUUUCCCAUCACCUUUUUAACAGGACGUGUGUGGCAAAUCCCUGGGUAUUACCAUUUUGUCUGCACCCCCCAGAUUACAAGCUUUUCCAACAGAAGCUUCUUCUUUUACUCAAAGCAUAGUAGAUUCCCAAAUUUUGGGAUGUCCCAGAUUUGGUAUUCACAUUUGAAAGUGGGAAACAGCAUGGAGUUGAAAACUGGAUUUUACUUUCCAGGAAAGAUUGAUCUGAAUUAAGUAAACCUCUUUGGGUUAUAGUUUAUGUGGCUAUGUAUGUGUUUCCAUGGCCAUAAUAGCUGUCUUUGUGUUGUAUCCAACUAAACUCUACUCAGAGAAAACCCAUUUAAAUUAAUGGACCUACAUUGGUCAUGUUAUUUUCAAUGGGUCUACUCUGAGUAGGACUAGCAUUGGCCACAACCCUUUGUAGCUAUAGAUGAAGACUCCUCCAUCUUAAAUAUUAGAAGGUCUUUGUGUUUCUCUUAUUGCCUGCUUUGUUCUUUGUUGCUAAUGUUGUCCUUGCAACAUUCUUUGCUUUUAUCUCUAUAGGUUUGCCAUCGGUGAUGAGGCUACUGGCUGGUGCAGUGAAGGCUGCCAAGGAAUUGUAGACACUGGCACUUGCCAGCUAACUAUCCCUCAGCAGUACAUUGGGACAUUCCUGCAGGCUAUAGGAGCUGAACAAUACAAUGGAGAGGUAGGUGGAGCAGGAAAAUUCCUGCAGCUCACUCUUCACCACAGGGGAACAGGCUCCAUCUGAAAUCUUGCGCCUAGGAUGGAUGCUACAGCCAGGUUAAGUACAAGAGAUGUGUGCUCCUAGAUGAUCACAGAGGCAUUGUCCUCACUGCUAUGGUAAAGAGAAUGCUGGAUUAGAAAAUGGGUCUCAGCCUGAUCCAGCAGGAUAAUUCUGACAUUGCUUGUUUAUUUGGUAUUUCCAUUUGUAUUUUAUUUAUGGUAGAAUUCGUUGCCAUACUGUUCUUGCUUAAAACAAAAACCAAAAAUCCCCUCAAGGCAGCUUACAUAAAAAUUGUCAAGUUCAGAUAAUUUUUUUUCAAAAACAAGGGGACUCUAAAAAGUGUCUGUUCUCUGUAUGUGACUGGAAUAAAUCAAGCUUAUGUUGUCUGCCAGUCUAUUUUCUAGUGUGGAUUGAGUCUGACCAAUCUCUGGCCUGGUGUGCUCACUGAGUAAACCUUCUGUUUGUCUCCUUUCACAGUAUGUGGUGAACUGCAACAAUGUCCAGAACAUGCCCACCAUCACCUUUGUCAUUAACGGAGUCCAGUUCCCAUUGCCUCCCUCUGCCUAUAUCUCUGAAGUAAGUGUACAACAUUGCUUAAUGGCACAUAUUAUACACCAAGGCACUUAAGCGUUAGAGAGUAUCUAGGGAUUGUACCAAUGCUCUUGAUAACACAGCCUUUGCUUUAUGAAAAGAUAGCAUUGGCGGCAUUUCACGUCAUUUUUUCUGAUCCUUAUUUUGGGGACCUUGCAUGGGUCUCUCCUUGCCAUCUUAUUUGUUUCCCUACAUUUGUAAAUGCAAAGAUCUUUUCAAAGCCUAGUCUGCUCUGGAUUUUAUCUCUAGAAGCAAGACUUGUAAGAGUACCUACAAAUGAGUGUUGGAGAAUCCUUUAAUUUUGUCAUUUCUGCCAGAGUACGGAUAGUGCUUGCUGCUUUGGCAUCCCUAUUGAUCAUGUGUGUAUUACAGUCAGUUCUAAACUUGCACAUGUGGGUGGUCAGAGACUCAGAACUAGAGCACAUGUAUUAUGGAUCUAACUCUCAUAGCUACCACAUGAGCUAUGUACUUGCAAACAAUCUCUAGGAAGUAUAUUUACAGCUAUAUAGUUAUAGCAAGUGGAUGAGCAGCCACAUUUCUAACUUGCAAUCUAAUCUGGACAUGAUUUCGUACAUCUUUUUCAAAGGCUUUAUCACAUUUUCUUCCAGCAGAGAUGGAACUUAUAACGCAUUUUCUUUUAUUUCACAGAGUAAUGGAUACUGCAUAGCUGGAAUUGAGACCACAUACUUGGCUUCCUCAAAUGGGCAGCCCCUAUGGAUCCUCGGUGAUGUCUUCCUUAAGGAAUAUUAUUCCGUCUUUGACAUGGCUAAUAACAGGGUGGGCUUUGCACCAUCGGCUUAGACAACACAAAGGCCAUUCCCUCUUUAGUCUACUGCUACUGUUCUCUUGGACUCAAAAGAAUCAUAUUAAAUUAUGUUUGAAGGAACAUUGCAGUUUCUGGAUUUUCUAUAGGCUGCCUGUCCCAGUUUGUAUGUCAUCAGUUCUCUUGAGAGCCACUGAAAUGGGGAGAUAAGCUCCAAUUUGCCAGAUUGUAGCCUCCUUCUCCCCAUCACAACUGCACUCUGCCCUGGAAGAAGCAUACAGUAGUAGCCCUCUGGCAGGCUGGAAGGAGCCAAAUUUGCAUGGGGACGACUCUCCCUGUGCACUUUCCUUGCUAUUGCAAGCACUGAGUGCUUGUGAGAAACUGAAUUAGAUCACCUAAGCAAUCUUAAGCAAAAAAAUACAUUUUAAAUACCUGAUUGAAUCCUAGAAUGAAGGGGCCAAGCUGGAAUGUUAACUGCAAGAGAGUUCCACUAUUCCACCCCAAAGGCCUGUCUUGUGUGCUCAUCAACCUAUCUGGUUUUCACUGGCAAGCACACAAACAGCAGAUCUUAUAUUAUGGGCUGGGACAUACCGUACAGGCAAUCUUUUAACUAACCAGACUCAAAACUAUUUAGGCACUUUGAAUUGGGCCAAGAAACAUAUUGGCAGCCAGUGUAAUUGGCACAUAAUCAAUUUCACAUAUUCACACCUUCAGGCUCCUGCUAGCAUGCUGGAGGCUGAGAGGCUUUUUUACCAGCUGAAAUUUCCGAACCGUCUCCAGAAGCAGCCCCAUGUAAAUGGCAUAGUAGUAGCCCAGCCUGACACAUGGUGACCAAGGCCAGGUCAUGUAUCUCCAGACUGGGCUGCAGCUGGUGUUCAAGACCGAAAUGAUAGAAUGCACCGCAGAGAACUGCCACUACCGAUGCCUCUACUGACAGUGGCAAGUCCAGGAGCACUCUCAAGCUGCAAACUCAAAACUUCAGGGGGAGUGGAAUCCAGAUUAGUGGGAAGAGAAAAAAGCCUCUGAUCUGAAUUGUCAGCUAUUUGUGAAAGAAAAAUACUAGGCUUAAGGACAAAUGAUGGGAUUAACAUUUAGCUUGGCCCUCAAAUGGCUUUAAAAACGAUUAGUCAAUCUCAAUUAUCAGUUUCACCACAUAUGAUAAUCUGACCCAGAACAAUGAAUAUGUCUCCAAUAAAGUUAGUUUAUAUAUGUGGGUGACAUUUUAAAGAUGAUGAAUACCACCCAUAAACGAUUUAGAUCGAAUGUUUCCUCACCUUCCACGAAAUUAUCUUCAGUGUUUCCUCUUUCCAGACAUUCCACUCUCUGUAUGAUAUAAGACACCUGCCUGAUUUCCCCAUGCUAUUUCCUUCAAUUGAACCACAAGAGAUGUGGCUAAACGUUCUAAGUCUAUGCAUACCAUAUUCUGUCCAGGGCUGGUCCAAGACAUUUUGCUGCCUGAGCAGAAGCAGGAAAUUGUUCCCUCUGACUUAAGGUGCAGACUAGUUCCCAAAGCUGGUCAAGUAAUUUUGGUACUUGAGGCAGAAAACCCCACAAGCACCUUUCUCCCUUCUUGGGAGGAAAAAUGCAGCAUUAAUAAAUUAAAUAACUAAUCACUUGCAGCCCUUUCAUGGCACCCCAAAAUUAACUGCCUGGGGCAACUGCUUCAUUCUGCUUAUUGGUAGGGCCAGUCCUGAUUCCUUCCACUCUUCAAAACACUUAUAUUAUUGUGCAUCAGUGAAAAGAUGUCCUGUGAAGAGUACAAACUGAAACAUUGGAGGAGCCCAUUUUCCUAUCCAAGAUUUCCAUCCAAGGAAAGCUGUCAAUAACAACAGAAAUGCUUUCUAUGGUCAGUUCUGCUGCCCAUCUGGAAGCUUCACUGAAGUCCAGAACUGAAAGAUUUUGUCAUGUGAUAUGUUCACAAGCUGUGUUGACUGAAAUCCAUCACCUUGUGUCUUUCUUUUGUCUGUGUGUACAAAUGUAUAUGUGUAUGUACAUGUAUAUGUGAAAAAUGUUAACAAUAAAAAUAUAAUUAGAAUGACUGAACCAAUUAUGGAUAGUCUAUCAAUAUCUAAAAUGGUUAUGGGACAUAAUACCAGAUACUUGGGGCAAACAAUAGAUGGUUUUCUUCAUUGUACCCUAGUUAUGAGCUAAUCAGGGGCACCUGAUAGAUGGCAAAAUGGUGGCCUACAUGGAUCUUUGGUCUGAUCCAAGAAGACCGUUCAUAUGCAUCUGUUAAUAAUAACAAUAAAAGAAACCUGUUAAGC